GGCUAAGGAACGCCCAUGACUGCACAGGGGUAUAUUAAAAGUUCGCGAGGGUGCACAUACUGUCAUUCAAAAUCUGAUAGUCAGGACGUAAGGAUGCCUGCGUCACAAAUUGGAUUUGGCAACUUCUUCUUUGAAAGAAACAUCAACAUGCUCCCUGGAUAUCAGAUACCGGGUUUGGGAUGUCAACCCAGGGUACGACAGCAACAAGCCCCUCAUCUUGCUGCGACGACUGGGGUACCUUUGACAUGUUCAGGACUACAGGGAUACAACUUCAUCCCCUAUCCACACUACGGACACAUUGCGCACAUGAACAACUCAUUCGACCUGAAGACUGUCUCUCCGUAUUAUGAAGCGCUUCUCGGCCGAGGAGGGCCGUUCUACCCGCAAUAUCGACCAGGCGCAUCUGAUGACCCAAGCAGAGUCGCCAAGGUGGCUAGCCGGGAAAGCACCAGCGCGCUCAAGGCCUGGUUGAACGAGCAUCUCAAGAACCCAUAUCCUACAAAGGGCGAGAAGAUCAUGCUUGCCAUCGUAACCAAAAUGAGCCUCACGCAGGUGUCAACUUGGUUUGCCAACGCCAGGCGACGGCUGAAGAAGGAGAAUAGGGUGAGCUGGGCGUUCAAGGGGAAAUCUGACGAGGAUGAGGGCGAAAGCGACGAGGAGAAGAGUGAUGUCACUCUGCAGAAAAGCGCAUUGGUCGAUGAAGACGAAAUAGAUCUUCAAACCGUCGAUGAGAAGGUGGUGGAGGAUAUUGGACAUAGAGUGGACAACUCAACGCCAGAGUUGGUGGAUGCACGCCUGGAGAAACAAUCAAGCGAUGACCAUAGAGACAGCACGCGUGCUCACGGGGAAAAUUAUGUCGAAAAGAGUUACACCAAACGCACAUCAUCCCCAUCUCGUCUAGGAUGUAAGGACAACGCUGAGUGUCAAAAGCCCAAAAUAUGGUCUUUGGCAGAAACCGCUACCUCGGAAACGGUGAAAAAGCCCCACCAGGACAAUGCGUGUCAUCCCAGGAGCACUGAAAUGGGCAAAUUCUGGUCAGAAUGGGCAUCAAGGAAUGGACUGUAUAUUCCCAGAUAUACUGCUCACGAUAUUCUUUAACGAAGCAUUUACAGUUUUAAAUUACCAAAAAACACAUGUUUACAUCUUUUGCACUUUAAAAUGCCAAACUCCAGAGAUUGGAACAGGCUUAUUUUUUUAUUUUUAUGUGGGAGCCUACACGCAUACUAUGGAAAAUGCUGGGCAGGCCUAUAUGCUGUUUGGCUUCUUGUAAGACCGAAGACUCUUACAGAGUUAUGUUUUGUGUACAUACGUGUAGAUGUAUUUGCAUGAAUCAUCUGUACAUUCUAAUUUCAUUUGUCUUAUCAUUAACAUUUAUUUUGGUAAAAUAA
Molecule: messenger RNA, 1388 nt
Organism: Oncorhynchus gorbuscha (pink salmon)
Lineage: Eukaryota; Metazoa; Chordata; Actinopteri; Salmoniformes; Salmonidae
Product: iroquois-class homeodomain protein irx-1-B-like
Exons: 2
Coding region: 16-1098 (360 amino acids)
Biological process (GO): regulation of transcription by RNA polymerase II; neuron differentiation; cell development
Cellular component (GO): nucleus
Molecular function (GO): DNA-binding transcription factor activity, RNA polymerase II-specific; RNA polymerase II cis-regulatory region sequence-specific DNA binding
Source: RefSeq, a predicted model, not a curated record